Molecule: messenger RNA, 684 nt
Organism: Pleurotus ostreatus (oyster mushroom)
Lineage: Eukaryota; Fungi; Basidiomycota; Agaricomycetes; Agaricales; Pleurotaceae
Gene: VMA4
Product: V-ATPase V1 sector subunit E
Exons: 6
Coding region: 1-684 (227 amino acids)
Biological process (GO): proton transmembrane transport
Cellular component (GO): proton-transporting two-sector ATPase complex, catalytic domain
Molecular function (GO): proton-transporting ATPase activity, rotational mechanism
Source: RefSeq, a predicted model, not a curated record
AUGACCUCCAGGCCAAUGAACGACGAUGAGGUGCUCAGCGAGAUGAACAAGAUGGUCGCGUUCAUCAAGCAAGAGGCAUUAGAGAAGGCUCGGGAGAUACGAGUCAAGGCAGAUGAAGAGUUUGCUAUCGAGAAAGCCAAGCUUGUCAAGCAAGAGCAACAAGCCAUUGAUGCUCUAUACGACAAGAAGCUCAAGGGCGUCGAUGUUUCACAGAAGAUCGCGCAGUCUACGUUGACCAACAGAUCCCGACUAAAGCUCCUUCACCGACGCGAAGAGCACCUCCAAGAUCUUUUCGACUCCGCACGUUCCCAAAUCUCUACACUUGCCAGCGAUAAAGGUCGCUAUGUUCAAUUUCUGGAAGGCAUCAUCGUACAAGGCUUCCUACAGCUGAUGGAAUCGGAAGUGACUAUUGAAUCACGGAAGAAGGACGUAGAAGAAGUCACUCAGGCGGCGGAGGCGGCUGCUGGGACUUACAGGGACCUAAGCGGGAAGGAUAUCAAGUUUAAUGUCUCAGGGGUCCUGAACGAUAACGGAGCUGGUGGUAUCAGAAUGAUAAAUGCCUCUGGCAGAAUCACAAUCGACAAUACCUUGGACGAACGGUUACGAUUACUGGAGGAUCGGAUGCUCCCUGAAAUCCGGCGGGAUCUGUUUGGAGCGAACGAGAAUCGCAAGUUCUAUACAUAA